Molecule: messenger RNA, 4358 nt
Organism: Hemicordylus capensis (graceful crag lizard)
Lineage: Eukaryota; Metazoa; Chordata; Lepidosauria; Squamata; Cordylidae
Gene: GALT
Product: galactose-1-phosphate uridylyltransferase
Exons: 11
Coding region: 135-1217 (360 amino acids)
Biological process (GO): beta-D-galactose catabolic process via UDP-galactose, Leloir pathway
Cellular component (GO): cytoplasm
Molecular function (GO): UDP-glucose:hexose-1-phosphate uridylyltransferase activity; zinc ion binding
Source: RefSeq, a predicted model, not a curated record
GCGGAGCGGCUGCGCGCGCCGGGAACAGCGGGCCCUUUGAAGAGCGAGGCUGCGGGCGCGGCUUGCGUCACGUGAGAGCGUGUCGGUCACGUGUUGGUCAAUCAGGAAGGAGCGGUUGAUGGGCGUUGGAGCGAAUGGCCGCCGCCGGGGCGAAGUUCGAGCCGAGCGAGCACCAGCACCUCCGCUACAACCCGCUGCGUGAUGACUGGGUGCUGGUCUCCGCCCAUCGCAUGCGGCGCCCGUGGCAGGGGCAGGUGGAGAGACCCCCUCAGGAGGACGUCCCACGCUGUGAUCUGGCCAACCCCUUGUGCCCUGGAGCAAAAAGAGCCAACGGCCAGGUGAAUCCCCAAUAUGAGAGCACCUUUGUCUUUGACAACGAUUUCCCUGCCCUACAACCGGAUGCCCCAGAACCUGAUGCUGGUGACCACCCCUUGUUCCGUGCAGCGUCUGCCCAAGGCGUGUGCAAAGUCAUGUGCUUCCACCCCUGGUCUGACCUGACUCUGCCCCUCAUGUCUCUUGCUGAGAUCCGGACUGUGAUCGACAAAUGGAUGGAUAUAGCUGUGGAGUUGGGUGCCUCGUAUUCCUGGGUGCAGAUCUUUGAGAACAAAGGAGCCAUGAUGGGCUGCUCCAACCCACAUCCCCACUGCCAGGUCUGGGCUAGCAACUUCUUGCCCAACGAAGCCUCCCUGGAGGACCGGACGCAGCAGAAGCACCUCAAGGACCGUGGCAUCCCCAUGCUGCUCGAGUAUGCUCAGUUGGAGGCUGAGAAGAAGGAGCGGAUGGUGGUGGAGAAUGCUGACUGGCUGGUGGUCGUCCCCUACUGGGCAGUCUGGCCUUUCCAGACCCUCUUGCUGCCACGUCGUCGACACGUCAGUCGCCUUCAGGACCUUCGUGACAGCGAGAAAGAGAGCUUGGCUUCCAUCAUGAAGAGGCUUCUCACCAAGUAUGACAAUCUCUUCCAGAUCUCCUUUCCCUAUUCCAUGGGCUGGCAUGGAGCCCCCACCGGGCCCCACCGGGAUGCCGACUGCAGCCACUGGCAGCUGCACGCCCACUACUACCCACCCUUGCUGCGCUCUGCCACUGUCCGCAAGUUCAUGGUUGGCUAUGAAAUGCUGGCUCAGGCCCAGAGGGAUCUGACUCCGGAGCAGGCUGCUGAGCGUCUGAGGAACCUGCCUGAGGAACACUAUAAGCAGAAGCAGAGGGAAGAAGCUUCAUAGUGCAACGCAUAAUAGGGACCUCUCUGGCUUUGGGGUAGCUGGAUGAACACUGUGAUUCGGAUCAGGGAGGGGUGGGGAAGCUUCGGCAGUCAUUCCGGGGCAGGGGAGCUGUCUGUUGUGUGGGGACUAGUGAGGACACCUUCUGAGGACUCGGGUAGCUGAGGAAGAGCUGCAGUCUCCCUGAAGUGCUGCACUGAAGCCCUGUGGUGCUCAUGAGCUUUGGUGGGAGAUGCUGCCGCUUUCUCCCCUGCUGCAAGGCCUCCACAGAACCUUCUAGUUUCUCUCUAGGCUUGUAUAGCCUGCUGUGGCUUGGAAAGUGGGAGAGCAUCUUUCCCAAGCCACCUUUUAAUGCUGCCACAGAUACCCCCUCUGAACUCUACAGCUGUGGAGAGCUGAAGCCUUCUAAAUGAGGGUGAGGAAAAGGCCCAGUGUCACUGUGAGAGGGAGCUAGGAUCCUUUGGCCAUUGUGGCUGGGGAUGAUGGGGAUUGUAGUCUAGCAACCAUCUGGGUGCUCAAGGAUGGGAAGCCCUGCUCUAGCCAGUGAGCACCCAAAUUCACCCCCUCCAAAUUUAGUCUGGUGGAGCUGUUGUUCUUUUGUGCAGCCAGCCUAAUAUCCCUGUAGUCUUUGGCUGUCUCUGUAUGCCUUAAUUCCUCUCCCUUCUUCCCCGUGGGUGUUGGAACAGCAGAAUUCAUGUGUAUGCAACAGAUUUAUGGUUAGUUAGGGGUAAAGGGAUGGGGUGGGUGGGGGCGGAAGACUCUCUGUCGCACCACUUCUUGGGUGACGGAGGGUUUGAUACACAUUGGAUUCUAGGCCUGUGCAAAGUUGGAUUGGAAAUGUCAGAAUUCAUCCAAAAUUUGCAAAAUCAGUUUCAGAAAAUCUGACAUUUCCAAUCUGACAUUGAUUUUCAGAUAAUCGGAUUGGAAAGAUUCAAUAUGCUGUGUUGGAAAGUUGCAAUUCAUGUUGGGAGGUCGGAGGUAAAAAAUGGCAGUAACUGCCAUUUCAAAACCUUUUAAAAAUAGGAUUUCCCCUCAGGUGAAUGGGGAAAUCGGAAAAAAAUUCACUAAAAGUCGCUGAUAGGCCUAGAGCCUUGAAACUUGCUACACACUUAGGGAAGGAGGUCAGGGUCCGUUGUAGUGAAUUUGAAGAGAAUUGGUCAACUCCCCCUUCUGCCCAAUUUUGUGGAAGAAUCUGCCCUUUGCCUUCAUGAAAAGGGGUAACAGCAUGCCCCUUUGGCCCCCUUCCCGCUUUAUAUUUUGCGGAAUGGAUGGGAUUACCAUUAUGAAAUCUGGCACAUUUGAAUUCCAUAUUGGCAAGACUCUGUGUUUGUGUGUGUGUUUUGAGGCUAUGGAUAACUCCUUUGAUUUUGGGAUGGUGGUGGAAUAAAAAUAGAAAAAAGGGCUAAAACAAGCUUGUUUCCAGCCAGAACUUUACAAAAUGUUCUGGAUUUGAAGCUCUCUGUAGACUAUCAUUUCACCCUCAUGUGGAGGAAAAAGGACAUUCAUUUGAUUUUAUAUCAGUUUUUGUCUUCCCCGUUGCAGAAGCACAGUCAGUAAAAGUCAGUACUUUGAAUUUUCUGUUUCUUGUGGUUAGAAAGAAUUUCUCACACUCCCUUCUAGCCAUUAUGUGAUUAAAAGCUGUAAAGUCCUUUCAAUCCAUUUCAAAAGGUCUGCCAGUUCCUGCAAAGGGUGGUAGUAGUAGUAAUAAUAAUAAUAAUAAUAAUAAUAAUGAAUAACGUUGUAGAAAAUGAUUAUGCAAAAAUAUUAUGGGACUUCGGACUACAAACAGACAAACAUCUGCCACACAAUACACCAGAUAUAACUGUAGUCAAAAAGAAAGAAAAACAAGUGAAAAUAAUCGACAGGUGAUAGCAGAAUUGAAGAAAAAGAAAUAGAAAAAAUCACCAAAUACAAAGAUCUACCAAUUGAAAUGGAAAGGCUGUGGCAGAAGAAGACCAAAAUAAUCCCAGUGGUAAUUGGCGCCCUGGGUGCAGUUCCAAAAGACCUUGAAGAGCACCUCAACACCAUCGGGGCCACAGAAAUCACCAUCAGCCAAUUACAAAAAGCAACUUUACUGGGAACAGCCUAUAUUCUGCGACGAUAUCUAUAACAACAGCAACAACAUUGACAAUAAAAUUCUGGCAUCCCAGGUCCUUGGGAAGGACUCGAUGUCUGGAUAAAACAAACCAGUCAAUAACACCUGUCUGACUGUUUAAACAACAACAACAACCUAAUAUAAAAUCAAAGGAAUGUCCAUUUUCUUCCGCAUGGGGUGGAAUGAUGGUCCUAGAGAGGGCUUUAGCUCCAGAAUGUUCUGGCGUAAAUAAGCCAGUUUUAGCCCUUUUUUCUAUUUUAACAUUUUUCAAAAAAUCCCCCCCAAAUCAGAAGAGUUACCUAUAGGCUUGGAAAAAACCACACAAUUCUGUAUGCCCAUCCAUUUAGUUUGAGGGUGGGGAUGUUGUUACCACGUUUCAUGGAGACAAAGGGCAGAUUCCUCCGCAAGCUGAUGGAAUGAUGAUCCAAGGGGGAUCUCCAGUUUCAGAAGUUUUUGUAAAGUUCUGGCUUGAAACAAUCCAGAUUUCAACAUUUUAAACAAAUUUCAAAAAUUCACCAAAAAUCAGAAAAUUACCCCAAUUCUCUUCAAAUUGACUACAGGGGGCCUGACCUCCUUCCUUGCAUGUGUGGCAAGUUUCAAGGCUCUAGGCACAACUGGUGAAUGUUAGUUAUUUUCUCUCCCCCCCCCCCCCAUUCACCUCUAGGGGGGGAAAUCCAAUCAAAUUUUAAGUGGGAUUUCCAACCAGAAGGUCCCAAGAUAUCAGGAUGCUCUAGCAUCCUGAUAUCUGACAUACCCAGGGGGCAAAGAAUCAGAUUCUGAAAAUUUCAGAAUCAGAUCAGGUCAGAUUUGGAUCGGAUCAGACUUUUUAAAGCUUGCACAAGCUUUUUGGAUUUUAGUCUGCCUGAGCAUAAAAGAGAAUGGAGCUAAACACAGACUCUUCCAGGGGCUUAGUUUGAAACUUUGGUUCUUGCUGCUAUUUUCUUCCAUCCCCCACCCUCACUGCACGCCCUAUCCCAAUCCUGUCCCACCCCUCUCGGCGCAAGCCCUACAAAUAUGUUAAAUAAAUAAUAAUCAAAAAUGGAAUGACA